Molecule: messenger RNA, 1081 nt
Organism: Lolium perenne
Lineage: Eukaryota; Viridiplantae; Streptophyta; Magnoliopsida; Poales; Poaceae
Source: RefSeq, a predicted model, not a curated record
ACCCGGCGGCCCAGCUUCCUCUUCACCAGCCCAUCCCACCUUCCCGUACCGGUUCGAGCAUCUCCUUGGCGUCUUCCUGGCAGGGGCACGAGAGAGGCGUGAGCCUGUAAUGGCAGACGUCACCCUCCACCAGCCUGGCCUCCACCUCUCCUCCCCUUUUAAUCUGCAUCCGAGGACGCUCCUGGAAACCCUAGCCGCUCAUCCCUUCUCCCUCCCUCUGGCCGCCGCCAUCCUUUUCUCCCUCUUCUUUACCCUCUCUUUAUCUCUCUUCUCUGUAAGCAACGAACGGAGGAAAACCACGUCGUACCACCGCAGAAACCUCCACCUCGCUGCCGUUCCAGGCCGCCCCUCACUGUGCUGAUGCCACCGGUGGAUGCGCCUCGUCGCCCUCUCCAACCUCAUGCGAGGAAUCGAGCCGGGGCUCGCUCAAUCAAUGCCAGUUUCGCCGAUUCUCUUCUCCGGCUGUCACCCUCCGGCGAGGAUUCCGGCCACCUCCAUCAUCCCCUGGACAUUCUGCGGCCUUCUUCACGUUCCUGGUGAGCGGGCGCAUCUCUCAGACCUCUCCUCGUUCUCCCUCUCGUUCUCAAGUGCUCCACCGGCGUUGACCGCUGCUUGCCGCCGCAGGUGCUCGCCGUCGGCUCCGCUCCGGUGCCUCCCCGUCUUCAAUUCCGCCAGAUCCUGCAUCCUCACGAAGUUACGCGUCGAACGCGCCAUCUCCCUCGUCCUGAUUCGCGCGGAAGUGCCAGAUCUCUCCUCGACUGAGACGUCCUCCAUGGCCGAAUGUGUGCGAGCUCGACUUCCUGUUUUCCUAUGUGUUCAUGUCGUGCGCCCCAUCUUGUACAACAGUAACAUCUACCAGCGCAGUGAUCCACACGCAGAUGGGCCUCGGCCCGUAUCUCUCCCAGUGUAGCCAUCGCCCAGCGCGCAGCAGGCCGCUAUUCGCCGCUGCCUCUGCGCAGGUUCAGCCCAAUUCGCCCCUGCCUUUCCUCUCUUCUUUAUUUUUACAUAAUACGUGUCAUAUCUUGCAAACCGUAUAUCGAAAUAAAAUGUGUUCUAUAUGAAAAUUGAUCAGAAAAAUGCA